UCUACGAUAACGCUAGCACACACUGACCCGAAGCGAGCGACAAAGUAAACCCACAAAUAACAUUAAACUCCGCAUUAAACUAGUUUCUUAAACAUGAACAUCGACUUUACAACAUCAUGCAAGACAACAGACGGUUAAAAUGUGUUUUGCACGGUUAGUUUGAGUUGAUCUGAUAAGUUAGGAUAAGUUAUUUUGGCGCUCGGGCGGGUCUGUGCUAGUUGAGCUAGUGACCAACUCUUAAUAAAGUUAAACAGAUAAACAUGUUCGAUCAAAUGUGGAUUAUUCAGCGAUGAAAAACACUCACCUCGAUUGAUUAUGAGCUUUACAUAAUAGAGUGCUUCAGACUAUCACAUCACAUAAAGCCAUUAAUCAUUCAGAGAAUGACUGUUUGCUUUGGGCUGGGGAAUGAACCAAGAACCCUGGUGGCUGGAUCUGGGUAUCAAAUGGUCCUCUGAAGAAGCCAUGGGAAGCUGUUUUAGCUGUCCAGAUAAAGAGUCGAUCCCUGACAAUCACCAGAGUAAAUUUAAGGUGGUGAAUGUUGAUGAUGAUGGGAAUGAGCUUGGAGCAGGAAUCAUGGAGCUGACGGAGGAUGAACUGGUCCUGCGGACACGCAAAUGUGAUGCUGUGAAGUGGCCUUACCUAUGCCUGCGUCGCUAUGGCUACGAUUCAAAUCUCUUCUCGUUUGAGAGCGGCCGACGCUGCCAGACGGGGCAAGGGAUAUUUGCCUUCAAGUGUUCCCGCGCUGAAGAGAUCUUCAACAUGCUGCAGGACAUCAUGCACAACAACAGUAUCAGUGUGGUGGAGGAAGCGGUGUUUGAACCUAACCUCAUACAAGCUGAAGCAGACCUGCCCCUCACACCACACACACCUACAACUCCUGGCAACAUCCUCCCUUCUUUACCCAAUGGCAGCUUGCGGUAUCCCUCUUUAGGGGAUGCAUCUUCUCACCCCUCCAGUCGGCAUCCCUCUACGGCGAGCGUGUGUCUGCCCUCACUGGGCGAGGAGUCCACACACCCUCUCUUAGUUGCAGAUGAGGCUGUAAGAGGUCAUACAUAUGUGAACACCACUGGUCUGCUGGAACAGCACAGCCCAAGUUUUGUAGAAAUUCCUACAGACUCUAGUGUGUCAUUACCUGAUGCAGAAUGCGCCACACCUCAGGAGGCCCCUGACCCAGGCCCUCGAGUGCAGCUUGAACCCGAUGGUGUUCGGUUCGUGCUAGGCCCAACCCCCGUGCAGAGACAGAGACAACACGAGGCAUCAAUGUCUGGACUGCAGUAUGCUGGGGCAGACUCCACCUACAACUCUAAUGGCACAGUUAUUUCACAGAAUGCAGGCAGCACGGAUGCGCUUGAAAGCAGUCGGCCUGACGACACCUCUAUGGGAGUCUCGGCAGCUGCAGAAAACUUCAACGGUUCGCUCUCAGCUCUCUCGCGCUGUCGAGCUCGGCCACCACCACUCACUCCCGAUGCCAACAUCAACAACUCCGCCCAGCGGAGAACGGCAUUACUCGACUACGAAAACUUACCAGCGCUCCCUCCUGUGCGAGAGCACCCGAAGGGUGGCUUGGACGAUGAAGAUGGCGAGGAGCCAGUGGAGCUCAGGUUGCAGCCAAUCAACGGCUUCCACAACCACCGGCAGUACAGCCCCGACCCCACUCACUACUACAUCAACACGGAGAAUGUAACAGCCCCGCUCAGUGCCAACAAGGUGGAGUCAGCCCGCUGGCAGGGUUGCUCUACCCCAACAUUCUUUAACUUUGAUUUCCGCCGGCCGGGUCACGAGUUGCAUAGACUGAACUAUAUUGAGGUACAAACCGAGCCAGAGAGCUCUAGCAACCCACAGACCCCAAAGACGCCCACUUCACCACUGCCACAGACGCCCACGCGCAGGACAGAGCUGUACGCGGUCAUUGAUGUGGAGCGCACGGCUGCUAUGUCGAAUCUACAAAAAGCGCUGCCCCGUUACGACGGUACCUCCAGGAAGACACGCCAUAACAGUGUUGACCUGCCCAUGUGAUGGUGCCUGCCGCUGCCUGAACACUCGUUGCGUUUCUAAAACUGACAGUAGGCAGAGGGACCUGAUAUCACGAAUGUUGUUUUGUUUGUAACACUUAUAAAGAUUUUCCUGUAGUUUAAAGAGUCUAAUGUUCACUUGAGAAAGUUAGCAGAGGACCUCGCCAUAUACCUUGAUUUUAUUCCUAUGGUAAUAUACUACUACAUUUCUUACACUCGUUUUCCAGUGCCUGUUUAUUUUUGUUUUAUUAUGUUAAUAACAACUUUGGACGACAUUCCACAGGUUCAUUCCAUAUGGUACAAAUCAGUAUUACACUGAUCAGACGUUUUGUGUUUUCUGUAUUUGCCCUGUAUCAUGAUGACACUACAAGCUGUUUUAAAAUCUGUAUGUAAAGACUUAACACUACAUUUGCAUUUUUGGCUGCAUAGAGUAGAUUUCAGUACUUGGCACAAUAAAAGUCUAUUUUGUUUGAUUUGA
This is a messenger RNA of Myxocyprinus asiaticus (Chinese sucker), 2490 nucleotides long. Its product is annotated as fibroblast growth factor receptor substrate 2-like. NCBI's taxonomy places the organism in Eukaryota, Metazoa, Chordata, Actinopteri, Cypriniformes, Catostomidae. Gene Ontology annotation, biological process: cell surface receptor protein tyrosine kinase signaling pathway. The record is from RefSeq and is a predicted model, not a curated record. Gene Ontology annotation, cellular component: cell-cell junction; cytoplasm. Bases 406 to 2016 code for a protein of 536 amino acids. The transcript is spliced from 7 exons.